This is a messenger RNA of Lotus japonicus, 1221 nucleotides long. RefSeq names its product protein MKS1-like. Lineage: Eukaryota; Viridiplantae; Streptophyta; Magnoliopsida; Fabales; Fabaceae. The transcript has a single exon. The record is from RefSeq and is a predicted model, not a curated record. Gene Ontology annotation, cellular component: nucleus. Bases 296 to 1012 code for a protein of 238 amino acids.
AAACCGGCCGCAGGUAUCAUCAUCCACCUUUACCUUACAAGAAGCCAAAUUUUACUACCAAAAAGUAUUUCACCUUAAAAUAAUCCAAUCUUCAUCAUUGACCAGAUCCCUUCACUUGUUUCAUGUCACACCCCUUAAUAUAUGAUCCCCAAUUUAGAAUAAUAAUCAUAUGCUAUCUUCUUAUCUACUCCUUUUUCAUCCUCCUUCAAUUGAGUAGCAACUCCUCUCUAUAUUACUCUUCAAACCCUCUCUUUCUAAUCAUCAAAAUUCUAUUUCUAUCAUUGUUAGCAUCAACAUGGAAUUCCCAGCAGACAUUCCAAUGGGAAGAUCACCAAGAAGAGAACUCCAAGGUCCUCGUCCAACGCCUCUUAGAAUAAACAAAGACUCUCACAAGAUCAAAAAACCACCUUUGGCUCCACAAGCCUCACAGCCACCGCAACGGCCGCCGCGACAACCCAUCAUAAUCUACACCGUCUCCCCAAAGGUAAUCCACACCACACCCAAUGACUUCAUGAACCUUGUUCAGCGCCUCACCGGGUCCACCGCAUCGUCUUCUUCUUCCUCUUCCUCAUUCACCCAGGUGCCGCCGGCCAAUGAUCCAUUCCAAGGCAACACUGGAAUGGUAUCACCGGCGGCACGGUAUGCUACCAUGGAGAAGGCCAUGUCUCCCAUGGGAAAGAAGCAGGUCACAACAACAGAUGCUGACAUGAGUGAUGUGGGACUUGGAGGUGUACAGUUGAUGAAUCAUGGUGUGGUGUUGGAGAGACAAGGCAUGUUUCAAGGGAUUUUGUCUCCGGGACCGGCUUCCCUGUCUCCCAUUCCUGCAAGCUUCUUCUCCCCGCCCGCAGCGUCUUCGGACCCAGGCAUGGCUAGCUUCUUUCAGGAUCUGAGCCCUGCCUUUCACAGAAAUUUCAUGGAGGGUGGUGGUGGUGGUUUCAUCUUGCCUAGCCCUUCAAACUUUGUUUCACCUCACACUCAAUCUAUAGACUUGUUCAACUACUUCUUAGAUUAAUAAGUAAUUAAUUACACUAUUAUUUCAUUUGAUUCACAAACAUACACAAUUGACCUGGAAGAAAUAGAUAGGGUGGUUUUGAAUGAUUACUCUUGUUGAGUUAUUUUGUAGUUUCAGACGACAUAAAAAAGGAGUUGACAAAAUGUAUACUAUUUUGGUGGUGGUUACUGGUUAGCCAGCUGGAAUUCGAAACUUCUUUGUUGGAUUUA